Messenger RNA from Guyanagaster necrorhizus, 621 nucleotides. RefSeq lists its product as uncharacterized. The record is from RefSeq and is a predicted model, not a curated record. The transcript has a single exon. NCBI's taxonomy places the organism in Eukaryota, Fungi, Basidiomycota, Agaricomycetes, Agaricales, Physalacriaceae. The coding region runs from base 225 to 584 and encodes 119 amino acids.
UUUUGAAGUUGCGGUCCGAAGACGCCGCUCGGCUCGGAAACGUAUAUGCCGGCGGUAAGCUAUUCCAGUUCAACCUGUUAAAAGUAGACUGGGUUUUGACCUCUACGCGUCCGACUCGCACGACACGGAUCUACUGCGCUCACAUUCAACCAUGAAUAUUCCUUCCUGCUCGAUCUCGGCUGCAUCCAGACCCUACUCUUUGAACGAAUUCCUCGCUAACAGCUAUGUAUAGAUUGCUAGCAGGGAUAUCUACUUUGGCGCCCUCCCAUCUCCCCAAAAAGCCAUCUUCCGGGCGUGUUAUCCGUCCCUAUUCGCUCGCCGUCGCGCGCGUUCCCCACCCAUGUGUUGGCUGUCUCGUCUUCCAAGAUUCCCUCAGAGCAUUGUAUGGUAUUUCCUAUACAUGCUCUCGUCCUCGUGUCGCACUGCGCGCACUUUUCCCAGCGGUCCCACCUGCUCAUGUUAAGGAGCUCUGGCAGGAUAUGAUCGCUCUCGGUAUCUACAGGACAAAUUUGUGGGACGCUGUUGACCUUGCUUGGAGAAUUGUGAUUGGCGCGCUUACCAUUGCCGCCAGGAACGCAAAUUAAUUUCGCACCACGCUAUGCCUUGAAUUUUCCCGGGCGU